AUGGCUGCUCUAGCUCCAAUCACCACACCCGCUCGUCAGCCAUUUGGCAUUUUGAAUCAAUCCAAGUUGAGAAGCUUGCAAAGUGUGAAGAAUCGACAAAAUGCUAUCACACCGAACUCUGCUCCGACCUCACUGAAGCGACGAGCUGUCUCUCCCGACCUCGAAGGAGGCUCAGACAGCGAGAACAUUGACCCAAGCAUUCUGGACUCGCUGCACAAACGCAAGAGAUCCUCCUUCGAUGAGGAUGUCUCACUUGCAAAGACACAUCGCUACUCCUUGAACGUAACCACUGUCCCACCAUCCAAACCUCGUCUCAGUACCGCUGUUGUCUCUACUCCACGCCUUGAUACAUUUGUCAAGCCAUCUACUACACCUGCCUCAGCACCUGCAGCAGGCCGCUCGCCAAUACGUCAACGCUCUGCUCUUCUUCAGUCGCGGAAGCGUUUCAAUCCACCUCCCUUUUCUAGUGCCACCCAUUCUCCAUCUCUGUCCCUGUCCGCCGCCUUGAAUGGUACAAAGAAAGCACGUGCUCAAUCCCGCAAGCUCAACAAGGCUACAAUCGAAACCAGUAAGCCCAAGUCAUGGUUCUUCGACAUUUAUGAGGAGACCGAGGAGGCGCAAGAUUACCGCAUGAACGAAUGGACCAUGACACAGAGCGCGACGGGACUGGAUAUCAGUGAUGAUGAGAGCAAGAGUCAGCACAAGAAGUCGUCUGCUGAUAGAGGCAAGGAGAACAUUGAUCCCAACGAGGUAACUGCACCUAUGACUAGGUCUAUGACUGCUGCUGCCAACGCCGUGGCCGCCACCGAAAAGGCCAAGGAGAAAGAAGUCAAGAUGAAUGACGAUGAAGCAAGAAGCCCGCUUGCAGAUCUCAAUCCAGCAGAAUUCUAUGCCGAAGGCCUUGAUGCCACCAGUGUGGUUCUCGUGCAAGAUGAUGACGAGGAGGCAGAAACUGAUGUCGAAGGCGACGAGACUAAGCAGCGUCAUGACUUUACCUUCCAACCACCCACCACCAGCGCUUCACUGUCGUCAACUGCAAAGGUCAUCCAAGAACUAAACGCACCAAGCCUUGCUGAGAUACUAAGCUCUGCCGCACCGAACCCACUUGGAGACACACUACUUGACGAGGCUGAAGCCCCUGGCUAUCCAUUUACUGACGCGCACUCUGCACGUGCCGACGCCGAUGGUGACGUCGAAAUCGAAAUCUGGGAAAGCGAGAGUGCAAAGGAUGAGAAUGAGAAAGCUGAUCUUCAGCUCGAGAAUGCUGUCGACGUAGGCAGUCCUUGCUCUUCUGUUGGCGAUCAAAACGUGUUUGCGCUGCAGGAGUUGUGA
Molecule: messenger RNA, 1332 nt
Organism: Fonsecaea multimorphosa CBS 102226
Lineage: Eukaryota; Fungi; Ascomycota; Eurotiomycetes; Chaetothyriales; Herpotrichiellaceae
Exons: 2
Coding region: 1-1332 (443 amino acids)
Source: RefSeq, a predicted model, not a curated record